Molecule: messenger RNA, 1056 nt
Organism: Dermatophagoides pteronyssinus (European house dust mite)
Lineage: Eukaryota; Metazoa; Arthropoda; Arachnida; Sarcoptiformes; Pyroglyphidae
Source: RefSeq, a predicted model, not a curated record
AUUUUAAUUUGGAUCGAUUAUAUCAAUCUAUUCUUCAAUUUUAUUCGAUCUAUCGAUGCUGACAUUGAUGAAGAUUGUUUUCUUCUUGAAAUGGGUUGUGUAUUUUUUGGAAAACGGGUGAGAGUUGUGGGCGAUCUUUUAAUGAUAUCGUAUCGGACUAUCCUUUUUCUUAUGUAUAAUCGCUGGUAUCUUGAUGACCAACAAUGGCUUCGUAUGGUUAAUCUUCACUAUGACGAAUUGGUUAAAGAAGACAUUCAUCUUCCGUUGGAAACAGUAGAGAAAACAGUUCGGAAAGCAUUCACUAUCACAAUAACUGUAAUCAUUCUUUUCAAUGUCAGUUAUUUUCUUAUUCAAAAUCCACAAAUUUAUGAUAGACUUCUAACUCAUCUCUAUAUUUCACUGAGUACAUAUUUAUCUGGAUUUUUUCUUACCUUACCAUUUAUUCUUAAUGAUAUUUGUGCAUCGUUACUUCGACAAUAUUAUCAACGAUUUCAUUUACAUCUAACUGAAGGAAGUUUAAAACCACAAUUUGUUCAAACAUUCUGGAAUCUAUAUCUAAUGAUUCAAUAUGCAAAAGUUUUUUUGAAAGAAUCAUAUAUGAUUGUUGUGGGAUGUUUAUUUGCUUCAGUGCUUGAAAUUUAUUAUUUUGCUUUCUAUUCGGAUAUUCAUCCUGUCAAACGAUAUAUAUGUGCAAUUCUACUCUUUUUAAUCAUACAGAAUAUCAUCUCUUUUUCGGUAGUAUUCGGUCAAAUUGAUCAUGAAGCAAAUGCAUUAUCCGAUUUAGCAUAUGAAUAUGUUAAUGUACGCCGUUUUCAUAAUGGUGAAUCUAAUUACAAAAAUAAUAUGCAACCAAAAGUGGGCUAUGCAGGUUAUUCUAAAUUACCCGAAAUGAUUGAUUGUUUAAAUCAGACGCUUGGUGUUGAAGUGAUGAACACUCCUAUCAAUGCAGCCACUAUAAUUAAGUUUAUUUCGGCAUUCUUUUCGAUUGUUGCAUUAAUGUUUCAACAUGGUGAUCCUAAUGUUUUGAUCGACAUGACAAAAUCUGAAAAACAAUAG